AUGAAUGAGGGACGUGUGAUGUCACAUCACGUCUGUCAAACACCGGCACUCGGAGAGAUUAUCCCUCCUCAGUCCUCCUCAGACCUCCUCAGUCCUCCUCAGACCUCCUCAGUCCUCCUCAGUCCUCCUCAGACCUCCUCAGUCCUCCUCAGUCCUCCUCAGACCUCCUCAGUCCUCCUCAGUCCUCCUCAGUCCUCCUCAGUCCCUCCUCAGUCCCUCGUCAGUCCCUCCUCGGUCCCUCCUCGGUCCCUCCUCGGUCCCUCCUCAGUCCCUCCUCAGUCCCUCGUCGGUCUCUCCUCGGUCCCUCCUCAGUCCCUCGUCGGUCCCUCCUCGGUCCCUCCUCGGUCCCUCCUCAGUCCCUCCUCAGUCCCUCGUCGGUCUCUCGUCGGUCCCUCCUCGGUCCCUCCUCGGUCCCUCCUCGGCCCCUCCUCGGCCCCUCCUCGGCCCCUCCUCGGUCCCUCCUCGGCCCCUCCUCGGCCCCUCCUCGGUCCCUCCUCGGUCCCUCCUCGGUCCCUCCUCGGUUCCUCCUCAGCUGAGGGAGAGGACAACCUGAAGAAGAUGCAGCUGAUGGAGCUGGCCAUUUUGAACGGGACGUACAGAGACAACAACAUCAAAGCACCCACCCUUGCGUUGUCUCUUGCAGCGGCAGCCGCAGUUGCCCAGGGCCCUCGUCUCAUAGCGGGCCCCACAGGUCAGGUGCUGCCUCCCUCCAUGCGGCCCCCCACACCAGGCGGGGCCCCCAUCAUGAACCUGAUCCGGCCCCAAGUGGCUGCCAUGCUGCCCAACGGAACUCCCACGCUGGUGCCCCCCUCGCCCGACGGUGGCCUCAUCUACACCAGCCCUUACGAUUACCCAUACACCCUGGCCCCCACCUCCCUGCUGGAGUACCCCAUGGAUCACACGGGGGUCCUAGGUAAGAGAGCCUGGGGGGGCAUGGCCAGCUUUAGCCCACCGUCAGAGGCUGGCCUGAUGUACUCCGCGGUCGGGGCACUGGAUCCCGCCGCGCUCAGCCACUCUCAGGACUUUUUCAAAGGUGCAAUGGCCACUAAAGUGCGGCGGCACGACACACGGGUCCAUCCUUACCAAAGGAUUGUGACUGCAGACAGAGCCGCCACCGGCAACUAA
Knipowitschia caucasica is the source of this 1125-nucleotide messenger RNA. The record is from the annotation of a GenBank genome assembly. Lineage: Eukaryota; Metazoa; Chordata; Actinopteri; Gobiiformes; Gobiidae.